GGAAUUUCCCUGGCCAAAUUAGCUUAGCUUUUAUUUAUUUAUUUUUUUUUAAUAUGGGAACCAAAAUUUUAAAAUAUUUAAGUUUUUUUUUUUUUUACUAGAAAGAUGUAAAUCAACUCCGAAUUUAGAUUAUUCAAGUCUUUGGGGAGAGGGGAAAGAACCAAACAUUUAGGAUGUGAGCAUCUAGGAUUAUUAUUUUUUUUUUUUAUGCAGUAGUAAUACACCGGUGAUAACUACACAUAUUGAUGUAGCAUCUACACUAUCUUUAGGAUGCUAUUUUAUGAAAAUUAAGGAGCUCUGGUCACAUUCAAAUUAAUGGUGGAAAAUAUUCAUGCAAAGUAUUUAUCAUGAACUGAUUAGGUAACAUUGUUUCCAGUAGAAGGGUCCCACAACUCCAAGGUAACAGAGGUUAAAUAUUAGAUAUAUCAGUGCAUAUUCAUAGAGAAAAGCUUAACUAUAAACAGCCGGUUUGUUUUAUGCCUAUUCAGCUCGUUAAAGGCUUACCUCCCAUUGGGUGGAGAUCAAAACGUCAUUCAUUUUGCUUGAUAUUAUUGGAUAUGGAAAUCAAUGACGUAUGCCUAGGCACCUGUCGGACAAUCCUCAAGUCACUUUUAGCGUCAGUAGCAGCUAGACACUAAGAUAUUACAGACGCACAACCAGUGUCGCUCUGUCACGAGCUGUUCAUAGACUUAGAUUCUGACCAAGACACAAGAGUCAUAAUAACUUUGCUUAUAAUCUUAAUCGUGUGAAUGAGUAGUAAAGAAGUGCACUGUUGUUAAGAUGUAAAGACAGUUUAUUUUUCUAAAUAAAUCGCAAAACGCCAGACGAACUUUGAUAGCCCACUUGCACAAGGAUGAUGUGAGUGAUGAAUAUUGAGAAAGAAAAUUGUCGACUCCAAUACCAAGCUAUGCCCACUGACACAUCGCCGUCACAGUAGAACACACAGAGGAGGCACAGAAGUCCAGUGUACUCCAUAUACUCUAAUUUCACUUAUCCAGCUAUCACUGUUAAUGUGGAUUGACUGAUUUCCCAAGUUCCUUUGCAGCCUUCUGUUCACCGCUCUCUGGACCUUACGGUAUUCCUCAUGGGUCAUGAACUCUUCAUUAGGGUAGAACCGGGGCUCAACAUUUCACGCAUGGAAACCACACAACGCUUAACUUCUGAUCUUUCUAAAAUUUCUGAUUGGGGCAGAGUAAACUUGGUAUUGUUGGUGAGCUUUGCCUGAUGGAGGUGAGGGUAACAGGUGGUGUUGGUUGUUUGGAAUGAAGUCAGGCUGUUGCUGCAGUCUCAUAAGUAAAUUGUCUUAGCAACAUCCUACAGCUACUCUUCAUAAUUUUGACUGUAACACAAAGUUUGGAUACGACUAAUUUCCCCGGAUUAAAAUGGGAAAAUGAGACGCCGCUCUCUCUCUCUCUCUCUCUCUCUCUCUCUCUCUCUCUCUCUCUCUCUCUCUCUCUCUCUCUCUCUCUCUCUCUCUCUCUCUGGUUAUGCACGCCUUUAUUUAUAUAAUCCAUUAAGAUGACUGUUGAAAAAAAAAUAAUAAGACAGGUUUGUUUGUCUAUUCGCAGAAUUGUAAUGUACUGGAGCAGACUUUCUACACUCCGUAGAGUAACCCCCCCUCCCGUCUCUGUGCCUCUCUCUUAGAGCCCGACUGGUUGGGAGCUCCGUACAAAAAGAACAUAAGAACAUAAGAAAUAAGGGAAGCUGCAAGAAGCGACCAGGCUUACCCGUGGCAGUCCCUGUAUGAAAUAUACCUACCUAUUUCCAUCUAUUAUCCCCAUCCAUAAACCCGUCUAACCUUCUCUUAAAGCUUCCUAAUGUUCUAGCACUAACAACAUGAUUACUGAGUCCGUUCCACUCGUCUACCACUCUAUUUGAGAACCAAUUUCUUCCUAUCUCCUUCCUAAACCUAAGUUUUUCAAGCUUGAAUCCGUUAUUUCUUGUUCUAUCCUGGUUGCUAAUUCUAAGAAUUUUACUUACAUCCCCCUUGUUGUAACCCUUAUACCACUUGAAGACUUCUGUCAGGUCCCCUCUUAACAUACGUCUCUCUAAAGAAUGUAAAUUUAACAGCUUCAAUCUCGCCUCGUAAGGAAGACUCCUCAUCCCCUGUAUCCUUUUAGUCAUUCUCCUCUGUACUGAUUCUAAUAGAUCUAUAUCUUUCCUGUAAUUUGGUGACCAGAACGUGGAAUCUCAAGCUAGACUGACUGCUGCACAGUAUGACAUGUUGGGAUGACUCACUUUAAUCUUGCAUUUCAUUUUAAACUGCUACACCGCCGGAGACCAGGGAAAAAUUGGAGGCCUUGUUUGAAAGAGUUACCUUCUCACUAUAUUUAUUAAGUGGAACAUGAAAGGUAAUUCCUUUUAGUCAAAUCUUCUUCAGAACUAUAUGCUGUUAGAGGAAGGAAAAAGAUCAUAAAAAAAAAAAAAACAGGAAGAAUUACUGGCAAAAAUGAAAGAAUUAUCGAAAAAGGUAAAAGGCCUGAUAAAAGAGGAUAGUAGGAAGAAGUGGUGCACCUACUGCCGGAGGAAUACUCAUGACACCCAGGAGUGCUGCGGACCACCAAAGACUAGAUACCGUAGCUGACUAAUGCAGAAAAAACACUUCGCCCACCACAUCCAUUAUUGUAAAGCAACGGCUAGUGCUGGCCUUAGUAGACACCGGUAGUGACUUUACCUUAAUUCAGCAAUUGGCCACACGGAAACUAAAUAGUUAAAUUGAUAAAAGACGUGCCACGCCCCUCCUGAAAGGAAUAACAGGAACAUCCUUAAGAAUACUGCAUUCAGUGUGUUUAAACAUAGAUGGAAACAGAAGCAAAGUAUGUAAAAGGUGGAUUCCCGUAGUGCCGGAUAGCUGUCCGAGUUCGGAGCUGUUGUUGGGUUGUGAUGGCUUGGGAAAAGAUAAACUGACCUGGGAUCAUAAGGAACAAACUCUAAUAUGGGGAACUGAGCUCUGUUCUAUCAGUUUUGUUCAGAAAAGAGAAAGAAAAGAGUGAGUAACAGUUAUUCCCUGUAGAUCUAAGGUCAUUAAUUAGCUAAGGGUUGACCAAAAGGUGAAUCUGGCCUCUUACCAAACAAAAUUUCAUUCCAGUCAAUAUUAAGAAAGAUUCAGGAACUGCUGUAAUUAUCCAUUCAGAAAUUAUCCAUUCAGAAAAGAGUACCAAGUGUACCCCAUUCCCGUUUGCUGCCACGGUAAAUGAGCAGCAAACUAUUUACUUUCCCAAUGAAAAUCCAAAUAAAGUCCAUACCAAAAUUUCCCCAGGCACCUUUAAAGGCCGUUAUGAAGUAGGAGUUGUAGAUGGGGAAAAAGUAUUCUCGACUACUCCUAUAAAAAAAUUAUUUAAUGCCACACAUGGACCAACAGAAACUAAAGGCAGUAAAGAGGAAAGAUUGAGACAGUUACUAACAACCCUUGACUGGAAACAACUAACCAAAAUCGAAAGAGAAUUAAAGCUCAGUAUUUCUGAAAUAUGAUAAACUGUUCAUUCUUGAUUCAAGUAAAAUUGGCACUUUUAACCUACCACCCGCCAAAAUUAACAUUUCCAACCACCACCAGUAAGAGCACACAGGUAUAGAUACCCGGCUGCUGCGAAAGACAUCAUUACAGAGAAAUGGAAGAGAAACAGAUUAUAGAACCAUCAACAGCAACGUGGCUUAUUCCCAUAGUCUUAGUAAAUAAACCCGAUGGAACUAAAAGGAUGUGUCUAGAUUAUAGGACCGGUACAUAGAGAAGGAUAGGAGCCGUAUGAGGGUAGUGUGGAGAUAAAAAUAAAUUAUGGCAGACUAUAUGAAAAGCUUUUAAUACGUCUAAGGCAACAGUAAAAGUUUCACCAAAAUCUCUUUAAGAGGAUAAGCAAGACUCAGUAAGGAAAGCCAGAAGAUCACCAGUAGAGCGGCCUUGACGGAACCCAUGCUGGUGAUCACAUACGAGAAGGUUGUGAAGUGAUAGAUGUUUAAGAAUCUUCCUGUUGAAGAUAGAUUCAAAAAUUUUCGAUAGGCAGGAAAUUAAAGGAAUAGGAUUUUAGUUUGAGGGAUUAGAGCGGUCAUCCUUUUUAGGAACAGGCUGAAUGUAGGCAAACUUUCAGCAAGAAGAAAAGGUAGAUGUUGACAAAGUUGAAAGUUUGACUAGGCAAGGAGUAAGCACGGAGGCAGUUUCGGAGAACAGUAGGAGGGACCCUAUCAGGUCCAUAAGCCAUAAAAGGGUGACAGCAUAAGCAGAAGGAUUAGAGGUUAGAAAAUGGUUAAGAAUGUUGGGCAUCAGGAAUUCGAGUAGAGUGUUGUACCAGUUGCUCUAGGUCAUGGAGGAUAGCAAAGUUAAAGGCUAGUUCAUUAGGAUGGUCAGUGAAAGAAGAGGAAAGCCAAAGCUGGUGGUGAACAUUGAAGUCUCCAAGAAUGGAGAUCUCCGCAAAAUGGAAGAGUCAGAAAACUUAAACCUGCAGAAAAUCAUUAUUCGGCCACUGACAAAGAAGCCCUAGUUCUUGUACUAUCAUGUAGACACUUCCAACAUUACCUCUGGAAUACAAAAUUUACAGUACUCAUGGAUCACCAAUCUUUAAUCCCAAGAAUAAACCAGUGAAUCACUGAGAUCAAAGAGUAUAAUUUCGACAUAGUCCAUGUAAAGGGAAAAUAUAAUUAUGUGGCCGACCAACUUUCAAGGCCUGUGGCGUCAGUCCAGCAGAUCAAUGAACUAACCUACCUAGGAAGAACCAAGAAAGAGAUUAGACAAUAACAGAUGGGGGAGGAUAAAUGAAGAGCGAUGAUUGAGUACUUGGAGAGAGGUCAGAUUCCAAAUAAAUGAUACUGCCCUCCGGACAACCGCCCCCCCCAAUUUACCAUGUAUGAGGAUUUAUUGUACUAUGUAACAACACAAAAGGAUGGUAGUGUAAAUUUCAAUCUUGUAGUUCCAAUGUGCCUUAAAGAAGAAGCCCUUAAAUUUGUUCAUGUAAUGUUAGGCCAUUUAGGCCAAAAGAAAACAUUAAUCAGGCUGAGAGCUUGUUUUAUUGGUGUAAUUUGGUUGCAGAUGUAAAAACUUUUGUCAAAAGGUGCUCUCUGUCCUAGCAAACAAAAGGGAACUUAGGACUUCAACAGCAAUGGAAGGAACAUAAACCUUUAGGAUAGGGAUAGUGGAAAUUACAGAAACGAGUAACUAAGCAGUCAUCUGUUACAAGGCCCAGACCUUACCAACAAACUUGUCGGGGUGUGUUUUUUUUUUAAGUAGGAGAGACACUGGCCAAGGGCAACAAAAAUCCAGUAAAAAAAAAUGCCCACUGAAAUGCCAGUUCCAUAAAAGGUUCAAAGCAGUAGUCAAAAAUUGAUGGAUAAGUGUCUUGAAACCUCCCUCUUGAAGGAAUUCAAGUCAUAGGAAGGUGGAAAUACAGAAGUAGGCAGGGAGUUCCAGAGUUUACCAGAAAAAGGGAUGAAUGACUGAGAAUAAUGGUUAACUCUUGCACUAGAGAGGUGGACAGAAUAGGGGUGAGAGAAAGAAGAAAGUCUUGUGCAGCGAGGCCGCGAGAGGAGGGGAGGCAUGCAGUUAACAAGAUGAGAAGAGCAGUUAGCAUGAAAAUAGCGGUAGAAGAUAGCUAGAGAUGCAACAUUGCGGCGGUGAGAAAGAGGCUGAAGACAGUCAGUUAGAGGAGAAGAGUUGAUGAGACGAAAAGCUUUUGAUUCCACCCUGUCUAGAAGAGCAGUAUGAGUGGAACCCCCCAGACAUGUGAAGCAUACUCCAUACAUGGAGUAUAUAUGUGUAGGUUUAGGAAAGAAAACAUUGCACUUAUAUGUGAUAUAGAAACAAUGUACCAUCAAGUGAAUUUCAUCCCAGAACACAGAGACAUGUUAAGAUUCCUUUGGUGGAAAAAUGGUGACUUCAAUGAUGAGAUGGUUGAAAACAGAAUGACAGCUCACUUGCUUGAGGCUACAUCAUUUCCAAGUGUAGCUAAUUUUGCUCUUAAAAAGUUGCAGAUAACUGUGGGUGUGGAUCUGAUGCAGCUAAAUUUGUGAGAAAUAUCUUUUAUGUUGAUGUCUCAAGUCAGUAGCUACAAUGAAUGAAGCUGUCACUCUUAUUCAGCGGAGCAAAGUACCAUGUCACAAGGGAGGAUUUAACCUUCAUAAGUUCUUGUCAAAUAACGAAGGUGUAUUACCUGAAACUUCUAAUGAGAGAACAAACAGAGUUAAAAAUUUGGACUUUAGUAAAAAUGAAGACACACUGCCUGUAGAAAGAACUAUGGGGGUUGAGUGAUGCAUAGAAUGUGACACGUUUCAGUUUAGAAUAAACCUGAAAGAGGAGCCACUCAUUAGGAGAGGCAUUCUGUCAACAGUGAGCUCUAUAUAUGAUCCAUUAAGUCUAGUGUCAUCUCUCACACUUAGAGGAAAACAAAUUUUGCAGCAUUUGUUAAAAAAUACAGUUGGUUGGGAUGAUGAGGCGUCAGAUCAUUUUAAAUAUAAAUAGAUAAAAUGUAGAGAGCUGCACAAACUAGAUCAGCUAAAAAUACCUAGAUGUUAUAAACCUGAUGACUUUGGUGAUGUAGAAAAGGUUAAACUUCAUCACUUUUCAGAUGCCUGCCAAGAAGGGUAUGGCCAGUGCUCAUAUAAUAGGUUAAUUAGCAAGACUGGCCAAUUCAUAGUGAUUUAGCAAUGGCAAAGCCACGUGUCACACCUUUAAAAACUAUGACAAUUCCCAUACUACAAAUACAGCAUCAUUGGUGUUAGUUAGAAUUCAUGACUUAGUCAUCAUAAAGGACCAGAAUGUAAAAAGAAACCAUUGUAAAUUAUGCAAGAUUAUAGAUACAUGUCUUGAUAAUGAUGGUCUAGUAAGGAAGGUUAAGGUCUCGGCGUCAGACUGUAAUCUUGACAAUCAGGGAACACACACAAAAGGCAGCGCUGUCAUAGAGAGCUUAGUACAGUCUGGUAUUGUUGUUAGAUAGUGAUACAUAAUGUAGACCUGAGCGUCACCGCCAAGGAGCCAGUGUAACAAAGUGCUUACUAUGCGUCAAUGUUAGCUUUAUGGUAAAUUGUUACACAGUUUGUGGGAGCCAUGUUACUGUGCAUGUGCCUCAUAUCAUUAUUCCUUUAUAAUCAGAAGUGAAAUGUUCAAUGAUUUAUUAUUUGCAUGAAAACCUAGGUGAUAUACAGACGUAUUGGUGUUAAAUUCUAUGUAAAGCCCCGAAUCGAUGCUCAUCUGUUAGGAGGGUGCGAUUCCUUCACGUGUGGCUCGCGAGCGUCACUCUCUCAAUAGGCGCGGCCACAUCAAUACAACAGGCAGGUGACGGAGGUUUUGAUCGAUUCUUUCAGUACAUCGACUCAGCGUGAACCCUGCCUGGUCGCACCAAGAAAGGCGCGAUAACAGUCCAAACGUGGAGGGUCGACCGUGCAUCUCUUCGAGGACAGAAACAGAGUGGCCGGUGCUGCGGGGGAGCAGGAUGCAGCACAGCUUGCCGGUAGGCCGGCCGAGCGAGCGGUUAGGCACCCUGUGCCCGCUAGUGAUGAGUGCCUGAGUGGUGACUGGAGACUGAGACAAGUGCCACAUCUCGCCAGGAGCGUUAGAGUCAACCAACGGAGAGUGGGCGAGAGAUGUCUUGCGUCUGCCCUGACGGCCACAAAGUGAGACGGUUGCCAGGACUUGCAAAUGGUGCCCAGGAAUAAGAGCGAGCCGGGGCGUGUACCCACAUACCUACAUACGUACGGACAUAUUCCCUCUACUUUACUCACUGUUGGGAAAACACUGUUAUAUAGUUUCGAGAUAAAGUUUAAGUUUGAUAUGCAUGUAUGAGGACAACAAAGGGAAUGUAUGCAGAUAGCCGGACGUGAAUGCAGUGUGUGCUUACAAAUGUCUUUUUUGUUUCAGUGUUAAGUGUUUACUUUGUAUGUUAUCUGUGGGGUUACAAGGUUAGUGUUUUUGAUUUCAAAGUUUGUGCCCUCUCAGAGACCAUCGUGUGGAGUGUCUGUGUCUCGGACUGGCGAGACACCACUGUGUAGAUUGCCAGUGUCCUCGCACUGGCGAGACACCGUGUUGAGUGCCUGUACGUGUCCUCGCACUGGCGAGACACCGUAUAAAUAGCCUGUGUCCUCGCACUAGCGAGACACCGUGUUGAGUGCCUGUGUCCUCGCACUGGAGAAAAACCGUGUAGAGUGCCUGUGUCCUCGCGCUGGCGAGACACCACUGUGUAGAAAGCCUAUGUCCUCGCAGAGAUGAGAUACCACUGUGUAGAGUGCCUGCGCCUUCGCACUGGCGGGACACCAUCGUGGAGCACAUAUGUACUUCGGCGCUGAGGCGAAAUACGCAAAAGUGCUUCCAACGUAGCUGACCGGCAUGGAUCGACGAGAGGAAGCAGAGUUAUUUCGGAGGAAGGAUGAUGUUGCUGAUGAUGGCUUACUCAAGAAUGGUGAGGAAGAUAACACCACACCUCCCUCUCCAACGUCACCAGGUUUGGAGAGCAGGGUGAAUUCCCUUUUUGACGCAGUCCAAAGUAUACAACAAACAGUAAUGACUCUUCUGACUAAGAAUAAGGCGGGUCAAAGAGAAUCCGGUAAAAAGAUCGAUAGGGUGGCCCGAAGAACAUCACCUCAGGAACUCUUAGAGACUGGGGUUGAACCGGACCAGGUAGACCAGGGGAAGGACAAGGAAUCCUCAGUGCCCGCACUUGACGUCGAGCCAGGAGAGCUUCACCAGCGGCAGCACAAAAAACUGAACAAAGCAGCGAAGGUUGACGAAGGAUCACAGAGCGAUGUGUCUUGCGGGCGUUUUAGCGGCUUACAACUCUCAAAGAGAGUAACACCCACAUUUAGUGAAGGGACCUGUUUUGAAUUUUGGGAGUUCAAGCAAGCAUUUUAACAGCACGUCGAAGUCAUGGGUAUGUCUGCUGUAGUUAAACUGAAGACACUAGUUUCUGCUUACACCGGACAGAUUAGACGUAAGGUCCGGGCAUGUAUGAAGAUCGAAAAUCCUAAUACUGAGUAUAAACGUGCCUUCGAACUGCUUGAAGAGCGAUACGGUGAAGAAGACGCCUUUGUUGACCAAAUGACACGUGGAAUCUUGCAGGGACCUACUGUAAGAUCAGGUGAUGUAAAGGGCUUGAGGAAAUUUGCUGAUGAACUGAAAGAAUGUUUUUAUAGUUUGACUAUUCUGAAACAAAUAAAAGAGAUUGCGUCACGCUACGUGAUGUACCUGCUGGCCAAUCGAUUGCCAAGAAAAAUAAGAGAAGAUUAUAUCAUACAGAGAUUGAAUUACAAAAGGACACACAAAGAAAGACCCGGAAUACAUAGGAUGCUACAAUUUGUUCGUGACUCAACAACUCGAGCAGAGAACAUCAAUGAACAUGUUCCAGUAUCAGUAACAAAGGAUCGAGAACGAGCCUCGGGAAUAUUGCAUUCAUCCCAAAGCCAGCAAAGAAAGAGAACCCUGGGUCUCACAACAAACUCUCUUGCCCCAAGUGAGCAAGGCAGAUGGUGCAUGGCAUGUCUUCAAGAAGCCCACACUCUCAGAGAGUGUCAACAAUUCCUCGUUAUGAACACUAAACAACGGAUCUCAUUUGUCAAAGGAAAACGUCUCUGUUUCUCAUGUUUAAGCCCGAAUCACCGCGCUUAUGAAUGCAAUACAUUGAAAAGAUGUGGAAUUAACGGGUGUGGUGGAAACCACUCUUGGCUUUUACACUGUGAUGCCGGGAUCAUGGGUCGAAGACAGGAUUCACAAACCAAAGGAACAGUGAGACAAAGCGAACCUUUCAGGGCAGAGAACAAAUGUCCUUCCUCAGCAACGUGAAGAGUGCUGGCCUGCAUGGUAUGGUCAUGAAUACAUAUCCUGCCCCCAAAUGUCAAAGGCGAGAUCGGUCAUUGACUGUCAUGUCAGCUGUGACGCCGACAUAAAACUGUAGAGCUGGUACAUCGAAGACUGAGCUUGACACAAACGUCGACAGAGAAGCAGAGAUGCAAGGAAUUCCUGAAUACAGCAUAAUCUCUAUAAACGGGUGACGAGGACGGAACCUGAAGAGCAGUGAAUGGUAACCAUGUCAGGGUAAGAGAAACGAAUUAUAGUUGACAAAGGAGUGAGAGUGAGAAGACAGUGGCACUACCCAUUCUGAAAGUCAAAGUAGAAGGUAAACACAAAAUGAAUCAGUCCAUCAUAACAGGAAUUAUGAUGGAAGCAGAGCCAGACAGACAGACAGACAGACAAACAGAGAGAGAGAGAGAGAGAGAGAGAGAGAGAGAGAGAGAGAGAGAGAGAGAGAGAGAGAGAGAGAGAGAGAGAGAGAGAGAGAGAGAGAGAGAGAGAAUGAUGAUGGUAGUGGGUAGGAAGAUGUGCUGACCCGUUAAAGUCGCCUCGGCCGGGGUUAAUGGAGGUCAGAUAAGGAAUAUCAAAGACUCUACAUAAGAAACAUGUGUCUGGGCCCCUCGCUCAGCCACGGGGCAGAAACCUUUAUACAGUGUUGGUGAAAGGACUUCCCGCGUUGAGAAUGAUUCCCACCUACAGGAGUUUAAGGACGCGCCAACACGGGACUACAUACUCAGUGUAAUAUCUGUCAUAUUUUAUGUAACUGUGUGCAGUAGCAUAACUCAGUAGUUCUAUUUUUUUCUAAAAGGAUGAGACUGAACGUUACCAAAAUAUCUUAUGUCUUUAUGUAAAUAACUGUGCGCGGUGGCAUAACCCCGUACUCCUGUUUCUGUACGGCUGAGACUGUAAAUUACCAAUGUAUGUUCUGUCUUUAUGAGAACUUAUUCAUGUUCACAGGUUUUGAUCGAUUCAAUCAGUACAUCGACUCAGCGUGAACCAGGUCUUAUUAUCCUGCACUGGUCGCAACAAGAAAGGAGCAAUAACA
Molecule: messenger RNA, 10805 nt
Organism: Scylla paramamosain (green mud crab)
Lineage: Eukaryota; Metazoa; Arthropoda; Malacostraca; Decapoda; Portunidae
Exons: 2
Coding region: 8840-9751 (303 amino acids)
Source: RefSeq, a predicted model, not a curated record